Molecule: messenger RNA, 546 nt
Organism: Leptinotarsa decemlineata (Colorado potato beetle)
Lineage: Eukaryota; Metazoa; Arthropoda; Insecta; Coleoptera; Chrysomelidae
Product: zinc finger BED domain-containing protein 1-like
Source: RefSeq, a predicted model, not a curated record
AUGUGCAAUCAACGAUUUCCUAUAAAAACAUCACCAUCUCCGUGUGUUGCGCAUACACUGAAUUUGAGUGUCACUGAUGAAUUGAACAGUGGCCCAAAUUUUCAAACUAUUGUUAAAAAAUGUAAAACAAUAGUAGGCCAUUUCAGUCAUAGUGUUUUAGCGUGCAAUAAACUGAAGUCAGUCCAAGAACAAAUGGAAUUUCCAGUUUUGAAGCUGAAACAAGACGUUUCCACCAAAUGGAAUUCCACACUGAUCAUGUUAGAAAGACUAGUAAAAGUGAAGGACGCCUUUUCGAUGACCAUCAUUAGCAUUACUAAGGCACCAGAGUUCUUGGAUGCUGAUGAGUGGGCUGUUGUCGAAGAUAGCAUUUUUCUACUCAAGCCUUUAGAAGUUAUGACAGUAACUUUAUCUGGAGACACGUAUCCAACGAUUUCUAUAGUUAUUCCUCUUGUAAGGGGUCUUCAGCACUCCCUCGUAAAUUGGAAAUCAAAAACAGAUAUUUGUGAUACUCUGAGGACACCAUCACUCGUCGUCUUGGAAUUAUAG